CAAAAAACCAAGAUUUUCAAAAACACGGUUCCACCUUCGAAUUCCCUCCCUUUAUUAUAGGUGUUCUCCAAUGGCAGAACCUCAAAUCCUUAAAUCUCAUAUUCAAGACUCCAAGUUCCUAAGCCCUAAUUCUAGGCCUUGGAGUUUGUAUAACCGCGAAGAAGAUCCGAAUUCUACUAUGAAUUCUGUGUACGAGAAUGAACAUCAUGAAGAUGAAGUGGAUUCAUCACUCUGCCUUUCUGGUUCAAGAUUUAUUGAAUCUGGUUUGGUAACCUCCGAAUUCUCAGGCAAUGCUGUAAUGUUUGUAAAUGCUGGAGGAGGGACUUUAAUGAAAGAAGGAACUAGCGCAAUAGAUGUUCGUGGCGAUAGCUUUUUUGAAGGAGGGGAUGUUUUAAGAACCAUUGAAAGCAUCGAUGAUGGUGGUGAUAUGCCAUCCAUUUAUCAAUCAGCUCGUUUUGGAAACUUCACAUACCGUUUUAAUGAUUUCCCCCCGGGGGACUACUUGGUUGAUCUUCAUUUUGCUGAAAUUGUGAACACCAAUGGCCCUAAAGGAAUGAGAGUUUUUGAUGUCUUCAUUCAAGAAGACAAGGUCUUGUCUGAACUUGAUAUAUACUCUAUAGUUGGAGCAAACAAGCCAUUGCAAGUGGUUGAUAUUAGAGUUUCCGUGGGGCAGUGCAAGGAGAUUGUUGUAAGAUUUGAAGGUGUUUGCGGAAGCCCAAUGGUUAACGGGAUUUGCAUAAAACGGGCAACAGAAAUACCUGAUGAAGCAUCUCGAGUGAACUGCGACUAUUUUCUAUGCAACAAUUGUUCUGCUAAAAUAGACAUUCCAUCACCUCAGAAGAAACAUAUGAAAAUGAAAUCUACAUUAAAGUAUGAAAAGAAGAUAGAAGAGCUGAAGAACCUGUGCCAACUCAAGACAGAUGAAUGUUAUGAAGCUUGGAUGUCAUUAACAGCUUCAAAUAAGCAACUAGAAAAGGUCAGGAUGGAACUCGACAACAAAUUCUUCCAAAAUUUGAAUUUAGAUCGGGCCUUGGAAAAGCAAGCUGCAAAGUUGAAAGUUGUUUCUACUAAAUAUGAAUGUGAUAAGAGGUUAUGGGUUUCUUCAAUCAUUGAGUUGGAAAACAAGAUUAAGACCAUAAAGCAAAAGCAUUCUCAGCUAUCUAAUAAGGCUCAUGACUGUGCUGAUUCAAUUCCAGAAUUGAACAAGAUGAUAUAUGCAAUCCAAGCAUUGGUGGCUCAGUCUGAAGAUCUAAAACUGAAGCUCAACGAGGAGCAGGAGCUGAGAAAAAAACUUCAUAACCAGAUAGAGGAAGCAAAAGGAAACAUUAGAGUGUUCUGUAGGUGCCGCCCAUUAAGUAACGAUGAGGCUUCAGCUGGGUAUACAACAGUUGUAGAUUUUAGUGCAGCUAAGGAUGGAGAUAUAGGGAUACUUGCAAGCAGCUCCGUGAAGAAAAAUUUCAAAUUCGAUAGAGUUUAUACACCCAAGGAUGAUCAAGUUUCGGUGUUUGCAGAUGCAUCCCCAGUGGUGACUUCGGUUUUAGAUGGUUACAAUGUCUGUAUAUUUGCAUAUGGGCAGACAGGGACAGGGAAGACUUUUACCAUGGAAGGUACUGGACAGAAUCGAGGAGUCAACUAUAGGACUUUAGAGCAGUUGUUUAAAAUUGUUGAACAGCGGAAAGAAAAUUCUACAUACAGUAUAUCUGUCAGUGUGCUUGAAGUCUACAAUGAGCAAAUCAGAGACUUGCUUGCAACUGAACCAUCAUCGAAAAGGUUGGAGAUUAGGCAAGCGUCAGAGGGGUUUCAUCAUGUUCCUGGGAUAGUGGAGGCUAAAGUUGAAAACAUUAAGGAGGUUUGGAGUGUGUUACAGUCUGGAAACAAUGCAAGAGCUAUAGGGUCAAACAAUGUGAACGAGCAUAGCAGCCGAUCUCACUGCAUGCUCUGCAUAUUGGUUAGAGCAAAGAAUUUGAUCAGCGGUGGGUACACCAAAAGCAAACUAUGGCUUGUGGAUUUGGCCGGUAGUGAAAGGCUAGCAAAAACAGAGGUGCAAGGAGAUCGGCUUAAGGAAGCCCAAAAUAUUAACAGAUCACUCUCUGCUUUAGGAGAUGUGAUUUCGGCUUUGGCAAACAAAAGCAGCCACAUACCAUAUAGGAAUUCCAAGCUCACGCACCUCCUUCAAGAUUCGUUAGGCGGUGACUCCAAAACCUUGAUGUUUGUACAAAUCAGCCCUUUGGAGCAGGACAUAGGUGAGACCCUAAGUUCGUUAAAUUUUGCAAGUCGGGUUCGAGGAGUGGAAUUGGGUCCAGUAAGGAAACAGGUUGACACGGCUGAGCUUCAAAAGUUGAAACACAUGCUUGACAAGGCCAAGCAAGAACUGAGAUCAAAAGAUGAUGCUUUAAGAAAGUCAAUGGAGAACUUUCACAACUUAGAGGGUAAAGCCAAAGAUAGUGCACAGCUUUGCAAAACCCAAGAAGAAAAGCUCAAUGAACUUGAACACCAGCUUUCAUCCAAGACGGAGUUUUGUAGACAAAUAGAGAGGCAGUUGUGGCAACUUUCAGAAAGAAUGAUGGAAAAGGAAGAAAUUUGCUCAAAUUUUCAGCUAAAGGUCGAGGAGCUCGAGAACAAACUGAAAGAGCAUGUUCAGAAUCAGACGGCAUCCUUGCCUCUACAGAGAAAGGUCAUGGAACUUGAAAGCAUUUUGAAAGAGAGAACACAGGAGUUUGAACUUCAUUCAGGGACGCUACAACAAAAGGUUAAAGAACUCGAAAGCAAGUUGAGAAUGGAAAGAGAAAGUGGAGGAUCAAAACAAAAGGGUAAUGAACUUGAACAAAAAUGGAGACAACACCAGGAAGAGAUUAUGCGACCGGGAAUAUCAUAUUCUGCGGAGAAAUUACAAGUCACACCCAAGAAAACCAUAUAUGGCAUUGAUCCUCCAAGUCUAAGGAGCUUAAACUCUAAUGGGAGCAGGAUAAAAGAGGAGGGAUCUCACUUGUUGAAAGGAACAGAAUCCCUUAGAGAGUUAAGAAGGAAAAAACAGGUACAAAGCAAAGGGACUGAGAACAAUUCAUUACUAACAUCUUCUCUGCUCGAAAAGAAGGUGUCGAGUGAAUCAAAGCACUACUCAACUAGAGCAUUGGCUAGGAAUGCAAAAUCAGUCAACACUGUUGAAAAAGGCUUAUCCAGCAACAAAAUCAACCUGGAUCAGCGUAGGGGGCCUAGAGAUAGCGGCAAUAAGUUGAAAAUGUGGUUAAGAUAACCGAGAUCAUGCUCCUUUUCUUUCCUUUUUCUUAGGUGGCUCAUCACAGUUUUACUUGACCAAAACAUGAAGGCUUAUCACAGUUUUAUUUUU
Molecule: messenger RNA, 3346 nt
Organism: Hibiscus syriacus
Lineage: Eukaryota; Viridiplantae; Streptophyta; Magnoliopsida; Malvales; Malvaceae
Product: kinesin-like protein KIN-14R
Exons: 19
Coding region: 71-3253 (1060 amino acids)
Biological process (GO): microtubule-based movement
Molecular function (GO): ATP binding; microtubule binding; microtubule motor activity
Source: RefSeq, a predicted model, not a curated record